AUGGCUCCCACAUACCUGGAGACAAUCCUGCUUCUCUGCUGCCUUGUGACCAUGUUCAGUUCAACCUCAGCUGCAUACGGUCCUAGGAGACUUUACUGUUGUGUGGAGUACCAGGAGAAGCCUGUACCUUACCAGCAGAUAAAAGGCUACCAACUACAGAGUUCCACGGAGGUGUGCAACAUCGAUGCUAUCAUCUUCUACACCGUGAAGAACAAAAAGGUGUGCGCAACAGUUAAGGACGAAUGGGUGAGGAAGGCUCUGGCUCUUCUCAGCUCCAAACUGAAGAAGAUGUCGAGCAGCAACACUGUGACGGGCAACCCCCACACCGCCCCGAUCUGAAAGGAACAUUCAACCACAGCAACGCAACAUUCUC
This is a messenger RNA of Salvelinus namaycush (lake trout), 373 nucleotides long. RefSeq names its product C-C motif chemokine 20-like. The transcript has 4 exons. The record is from RefSeq and is a predicted model, not a curated record. Gene Ontology annotation, biological process: lymphocyte chemotaxis; cellular response to type II interferon; chemokine-mediated signaling pathway. NCBI's taxonomy places the organism in Eukaryota, Metazoa, Chordata, Actinopteri, Salmoniformes, Salmonidae. The coding region runs from base 1 to 339 and encodes 112 amino acids. Gene Ontology annotation, molecular function: chemokine activity; CCR chemokine receptor binding. Gene Ontology annotation, cellular component: extracellular region.